Molecule: messenger RNA, 921 nt
Organism: Papaver somniferum (opium poppy)
Lineage: Eukaryota; Viridiplantae; Streptophyta; Magnoliopsida; Ranunculales; Papaveraceae
Product: NAC domain-containing protein 2-like
Exons: 3
Coding region: 1-921 (306 amino acids)
Biological process (GO): regulation of DNA-templated transcription
Molecular function (GO): DNA binding
Source: RefSeq, a predicted model, not a curated record
AUGGUGUUAAAUAAAGGAGUAUUACCUCCAGGUUAUAAGUUUAUGCCAAGCGACAAACAAAUAAUUAAAGAUUAUCUGGUUAGAAAGGUCCAAAACACUCUCCCGGAUGUUAGUUGGUUUAUCUUGGAGAAAGACAUCUACAGGUAUUCAAAUCCGUUCCUCCUGUUUCAAGAGAUCCAGAGAAACCAAGGAUACUUUUUCACUCCCAUAACCAAAGUGAGUUCAUGUGGUAAGAAUGUGAAUCGAAAAACCGGAGAUGGAACAUGGAGUGGACAAAAACCAACAACCCUAAAAGAUGAUGAUAAAAAACCAAUUGGAACGAAAAGAAUGUACAACUUCGAAUGGAAUGUUCCCAAGGAAAAGAAACGUGAAGUUGAACGUGAGAAGGGUCACUGGAUCAUGCAUGAAUAUUCGUUGCUCCCCGAUUAUUACACAAACAACAAUAUAAAGGCGGAUCCCGAGUAUGUUUUGUGUGAGAUUAGAUGCAAAAUACCGAUAUUCGACGUCCAUGGAGUACGACAAAAACAACCACAAUCUCAACCUGUAGCAAAGAGGCAACGAACAUCUCCCUCAACGGAUGCAGUGCCUGCUGUAGAGCCACCAGCUAACAAUAGAUCUUCAAUAUCAUGGGUUCCAUCACCACUGCCAGCAGAAACAUCUACAUCAAAAUUUGUGGAUUUAGAGGCAGCACCAGUUUUCAAUAACGUAGAAUCAUCAUCAGAUUGGGUUGCAUCAUCACCACCAGUUUUCAAUAACGUAGAAUCCCAUUUAAACAACGGAAAAUUAUCAGAAGCAUCUGCACCAGUUUUCAGUAACGCAGAAUUAUCAGAAUGGGUUCCAUCACAACCACCGGCAAUGAAGACAACGGAUCCUUAUGUGCCUGUGCCAGUACCACCUGCACCAACAAGCUCCCUCGACUGA